Molecule: messenger RNA, 1035 nt
Organism: Vitis riparia (riverbank grape)
Lineage: Eukaryota; Viridiplantae; Streptophyta; Magnoliopsida; Vitales; Vitaceae
Product: ADP-ribosylation factor-like protein 2
Exons: 6
Coding region: 346-903 (185 amino acids)
Biological process (GO): protein folding
Cellular component (GO): cytoplasm; microtubule cytoskeleton
Molecular function (GO): GTP binding; GTPase activity
Source: RefSeq, a predicted model, not a curated record
GGCUCUGGUGUUCUGCGAGAGUGAAACGCCGUAGCUGUGUUCAUUUCAAUUUCUUUCAAAAGCCACGCAGAUCUCUACUCUCUCUCUCUCUUGUGGGCAUAUUCGGCAACGAAACACGGGCAUACCCCAAUUUGGAAGUAACUCAAUUUGGCCUUGAGCUUUAGAUUGAAGUUAUGUGACAUGGGGAAGAAGAAAACUUUGGGUUCUACUUGCUGGAUCACGCUUAGUACUGUAAUUGAACAGAAAAAUUAAUCAAUAUUAUCAGAUUAGGGGCAAAUCGGGUCUGUUUGCUUCCCUUUCCUCAGCUCAGAUUGAUACAUCUCCAUCUCUCUGGCAGUUGGAGUAAUGGGGCUUCUCAGCAUCAUUAGAAAAAUCAAGAGAAAAGAGAAGGAAAUGCGUAUACUCAUGGUGGGUCUUGAUAAUUCAGGGAAGACUACAAUUGUGUUGAAAAUCAAUGGAGAGGACACUAGUGUUAUCAGUCCCACCCUCGGCUUCAAUAUCAAAACCAUCACCUACCACAAGUAUACUCUUAAUAUAUGGGAUGUUGGGGGCCAAAGAACUAUAAGAUCUUACUGGAGAAACUACUUUGAACAAACUGAUGGUUUGGUAUGGGUUGUUGAUAGUUCAGAUCUUAGAAGGUUAGAUGAUUGCAAAAUGGAACUGGACAACCUUUUGAAGGAAGAGAGACUGUCGGGAGCAUCCUUGCUGAUACUAGCAAAUAAGCAAGAUAUAAAUGGAGCUCUUACACCAGCAGAAAUAGCUAAGGUCCUCAACUUAGAAGCUAUGGACAAAACCAGGCAUUGGAAAAUUGUGGGCUGCAGCGCAAUCACGGGUGAAGGGCUUCUUGAGGGAUUUGAUUGGUUGGUCCAGGAUAUUGCCUCUCGAAUCUAUGUGCUUGACUGACUAAUGUUUUCAUCCAAGACAUUUCUAUUUGUACGGGACAAGUUUCUAAAUGCCAUUUACAACAGCUAAACAGAAAUUUUGAGAGCAUUUCAUAUAUAAGCCGCCAUCUUAUUGGGGAAUUUCCUUUGUGUC